AAUAGGCACUUACUGCGCUUGUUUAUGAAUGCCGGAUAAAACGAAAAAAUGCUUCAGUACGCAAUUUCUCGAACUCUUUCAAAGGAGCAACUUAAAAAUAUGAAGGAUACUGAGGAACCAGAGACACCAGCAUCACCUGAUGUACCAGAGACAAUACGCAGAAAUCUGGCAGGAAUGGAUAGGCACGUCUCGUUAUCCCAUUAUCGACCCGAUUUGAUUGAUUAUAAAUCUAGCAAACCGUUGCUCGAAGGGAAUUUAAAUGAGAUAAAGAGAAUAACUUCUAGGUGCGUCAAGAUAUUCCUUUCAUCCACAUUUUCCGAUUUUGUCGAAGAAAGAAACGCCCUGAUGGAGCACGUAUAUCCAAAAUUGAAAGAUUUCUUUAGAGAUAGUUAUGGACUAGAGUUUCAUGCAAUGGAUCUUAGAUGGGGGAUAAUGCAAGAAUCCAGCGAUAAUCACAUGAUUAUUGAUUUUUGCUUGAAUGAAAUUGUUAAAUGUCAACAAACUUCGGCUGGCCCGAAUUUUGUUAUUAUGAUAGGUGAAAAAUAUGGAUACCGCCCAUUUCCACCGAACAUUGUCGAUAAAGAACUGGAGAUGAUUAGAAGUAAAUUACCAGCUAGUCAGGUUAAAUUGAUCGAUAAAUGGUAUCAAAAGGACGAGAAUAUCAUUCCAAAUCUCUACAGAUUGAGACCCAUCAGUACUUUCAUUCCAAAUUAUAACCACAGAGAUUCAAUAAAAAAAAGGGAGGCAGCUGAGCAGUGGUCAAAAUUAUAUAGUCAGCUACAGGAAUCUUUACGAAAAGGCGUUACACUUUGUAAUGAUGACGAAAUUUCGAAAGAAGAUAAACGCAAAUAUUUCAUUUCCGGUAUACACAUUUACAAUGGCUUCUUAUUGAAUAAACAAUAUUUAGCUUUUUCUCGCUUUCUUGUUCACGAAACAGUUACCGAAAUGGAAGUUGAUAAAGGUUUUGAAGUAAAUAAAAAUAUGGAGCAUAAAAAAAUACUCUACUUUUCACGAAAAAUUUCAAAAUUAGAAGAAAAUAAAAAUCAUGAAAAAUCUGCCUCAUAUCUAGAUAAAUUACCUGAUGGAACGAUAGAUAGAGAGACUCAGGAACAGCUAACUAACAUGAAAAAGAAGUGUGUGUCGAAGCUUCAAAGGAAGUUUAAUAAGUGCGACCUAACUGUCGAAUGGAACGACAAGGCAGAGCGUUUAACGAAGAACGAUGAAUAUCUUAAAAAAUUUUGUUACGAAUUCGAGAGUCGAAUGAAGAAUCUAGUUGGUCAAUCCUUUUUCGGCUUAAGCAGUGACCUAAUUUCCGACAGUUUUAUAAUCGAAUUAGAUCAGCAUCUCGCCACAUGCCGUAACAGAGCAGACGCUUUUAGGGGGCGUCAGUCAUUGAUCGAUAGUGUAAAAAAGUUAGUUACAACGGAAAAUGAUGGAAAUUUGACUGUUGUUGUUUACGGGAUUAGCGGAAGUGGUAAAACGUCGCUGCUGGCAAAAUGUGCUAGUUUAGCAAAAGAAUGGUUGCGAGAAAAAUAUCCUCAUUCCACACCUUAUUUAGUAAUCAGAUUUUUGGGCACCACUGCUAGAAGUUGUAGUAUUAGAUUGACGCUGGCGUCUAUAUGCACUCAAUUGGUAUUACUAUAUUUCGACUCUAAGAGAAGGCCAGAAAUACCAUCUGACUGGACAAACUUGAAGCAGUUAUUUCAGCGUUUGUUAGGCUGUGCUACUGAAGAGAAACCUUUAAUCCUCAUUCUAGACUCCUUGGAUCAAUUAUCGACUAGCAAUAAUUCUCAUUCCCUUCAAUGGCUACCUUGGAAAAUUCCACAGUAUGUUACUUUAAUUGUGUCUCAAGUUAGCAACACAGGUGGCGUCUGCGGUCGAUUGAAAACAAUUGUGCCAGAUCAACGAUAUCACAUUGAAGUCAAACCAUUGAGCAAAGAAAUGAGUUGGAAAUUAGUUGAUGAAUGGUUAGCUAAGGAGAAUAGAACUUUGACCACUUUUCAGGAAAAAGUUGUUCAACAAGCUUUUCUUGAGUGUUCCCUUCCAUUGUAUACAACGCUGGUUUAUGAGCAAGUAAAAAAAUGGCAUUCCUAUACUCCUCCAAAUCAGACGGUUCUUAAACCGUGCAUUCAAGCAAUUAUUAAUACAAUGUUUGAGAAUGUGGAAAUAAGUUUUGGAAAAAUUUUUGUUACUCAUACUCUGUCUUAUAUUACUGCGUCUCGAAAUGGUUUAUCGGAUCUGGAAUUAGAAGAUCUUUUAAGUUUGGAUGAUACAGUUUUACAAGAAGUGUUUCAGCAUUGGCUUCCUCCAACUAGAAGAAUACCACCAUUACUUUGGCCUCGCUUACAAGCAGAACUAUCUAGCUACAUUGUGAGGAGAGAGUCAGACGGGACUAUGGUAUAUUAUUGGUAUCAUAGGCAAUUCAUCAAAGUUGCAAAAGACAGAUAUUUAUCGAGUGACUCAUUAAGAACAGACUUUCAUUCGUCAAUAGCUGAUUAUUUUUUAGGAAAAUAUACACGAGGUUCAAAGAAAAGUUUUAAGGUUCCUAAAGUAGCUGGUUCCAGUCAGCGUUUCAAAGAAAUCGAGGCUGAUCGUAAAGUUCGGGCUCAGCCGCUAAUUUUUGGUACUGACACUCAGCGUCACGCUAAAACUCGAUACAAUAUGAGAAAAUUGAGUGAAUUGCCUUACCAGCUAAUACGCGCUGGUAGAAUUGAGGACUUAAAGAGUGAAGUCCUUUUUAACUUAAAAUGGCUAAAGACUAAAGUGGCUGCUCAGACUAUUCAGGACGUUUUAUCAGAUUUUAGACAAUUACAAGAAUCUAGUUAUGCAGUUGAUGACCCAGAAGUAUCACUCUUAGCAAAUACGCUUCAAUUAUGUGGCACAAAUGUUCAAAAGUCAGGGGGAGAAACGCUAGAUUUUGAGAUAUCAGCUCGUCUUUUACCUUUUUAUGACAAUAAGAAAUACGAAUAUAUAAGACGACUAAUUAGAUUUUGUGAUGGCAAAAGAGAAAAGCCGUCGGCGAUCGUUCCUCUAUUUGCUUGUUUAGAACCACCAAACCCUGCUCUCCGAUACCUCCUUGAAGAUCAUACAAAACACGUUCUAGAUUUAACGUUUUCCUCAAAUGGGAAAUACUUAUACAGUUUAAGUAAAGAUGGCACGCUGGGAAAAUGGGAUAUGAAGAUUGGCGAACGUCUAUUUAGUGUUCCCAUAGAUAAAAUUGACAAGGCCAAGGCUUCCAUCCAUCUAACGGCGGAUGAUAAAUAUGUGAUAACGACAGCUAUCAAGGAAGAUUGCGAGACGAGAAUAUUCGAUACGAAAUCGGGAUUACCAAAAGGCGGAAUUUUAAGGGCUCCCAAUAUAUCUAAUUUAAAGCACGUCGGUAGGCGAUAUUUUAUUAGGCAAAAAGAAGUGAUUAACGUCGAAACUGGAAAUACGCUAGUGAAUUUAGAUGAUUACUUGAGUAACUUCUCGUCAAACUCAUUAAGCAUAUAUGCUUUAGCUAUGACCCAUGACGAAAAGCUGUUGCUUCUUGGAACGAAGAUAGGUACAUUAAUAUUUGAUUUACAAACUAGGAGCUUACUUGGAACUAUAAAAUCUGAGAAUGCUGUUUCAAUCAUAAGCGUUUCAUUGGACGAUAAAAGGGCUUAUGUAGGUUACUCUGUAGAAUGCACUUUAAGUGUUGUUGACUUGAAAAAGGACUCCUGUAACUUUUGUAAGGAAAUAAUGAAAUUCGAACACCUAACAGAGGGUCGUAGAAAAUCUAACUUUAAGAGUUUACAGUUACUUGGCUUAUUCGAAAAAUCGAAAGGUGAGGGGAACGACUGUAUGAUACGAGAAAUGACUGGAAUAAAUUGUUGCCAAGAGGAAAAUAUUCUUCUGCUAAAUUUUGACAGAAAGGACCUAUUAUUGAUUGAUACUUCCAAUCAAAAUGCUCUAAAAGUGGUCGAAAUGACAGCUCCUCAACCAGAAGAUGAACAGGUUGAAAGAAGAUGGAGAAAUUGUUUCAUAACAAAAAAUAGUAAAAAUGCUAUAGCUACGGAGGAAAAGCAAUCACUCAUGCACAUCUGGCGUUUAUCAAUGUCGCCUAUAAGGGCCAACCAUGUCACCUAUGUAAAUGUUCAUAGUGACGGCCACUUUCCGAUUGCAAUAUCAGCUAGUGAUUCUCCCUUAUCAGCUACAGCGUCAAAUUUACAUACAGCUAUAAAAAUAUGGGACGUUCAGAAAUUCUCUUACUCUAAUCUAGAUGAUAACGAAAAUGUAAGAGAAAUAGAAGACAGCGAAUGUGUUGUAAAUACUGUUCAAAAGCUACCACAUAUCUAUAAUAAUCCAAUCGACUUGGUCGCUGCAGUUCCAUCGAAGGAGCUUCUCUAUAUUAAAAAAUAUAGGGCAAUAACGGCGGGCAGAAAAUCAGUAUAUACUAGUAAAGAUUGUUUUGGUAUAGAUGUCUGGAACAUUGUAACCCUAGAGAGCAAGUAUUUUUUACCCUUUGGUAAUUACGGUGACUUACUCGCGAUGAAAGCAACAAGCGAACGUCUUCUCCUCCUUAUAGCUAUUAGUUUGAGGAAAUACAGAUUUGCCAUUAUGGAUACAGGGGGUAGUGAAUCUAGUUUACUCUUAUUGCGAGAUAUUGAAGACGUAGCUAACGAUAUCAUUGUCUCACAUAAUGACAAAUAUGCUGCUGUUUUAGCUGCAUCAACAAUUCCAAUUUUUAAUAUAAAAACCGGAAACUACUUAAUGAAAUUGCCCCACACCCUAAUCGUUCGCUUUAUGUAUCAUCCUCAUGAAGAUUCUCUAUUAUUUUGUGAAAAAGGGACGUCCUUGACUUAUGUAAAUUUAAGUAAUGAAAAAGCAACCAAAUGUAACGACGUUUUAACAAGAUGCAAUUUGAAUAGGAUAGACGACAUUCAAUGUGUGCCUAAACGAGUUUCCGUAGUCCUAAUAACUGAAUACAUCGAAGGAACUUAUCCUCAUACUGUGGCUGUAGCAUUUAAAAUCGAUAAAACAAUAAAAAAUAUUAUACAGCUAUUCGAAUUUGAUGGAAUGUCUAAAAAUGGAUGGCUUUGCCUUAGUCCAGAUGGAAAAUAUGCUCUUGAUAAACAGCUUCAUUGCUAUGAUUUGGACGAAAACGUAAACACCAAACUUAAAUGCACAUUUUCUGCGUUCGGAAAUUCCAUUAAGCAAUGCUCUCUAUUUGGAUGGUUUACGGAAAAUAACACAAUUGUUUUCGUAAAUUCGGAGACAAAUAUUUUAUACGCUGGGCAUGCUGAAAACGGAACCAUUUUAGGCUGUGCAGCCAUGCAUGAGAGAAUUAGAAGUAUCGCAUUAUUUCGAGGAGGACUUGUUGCAGUACUUGGAAGAGAAGAUGGGCAUUUAAUUCCUGUUCGAAUAUUCCCUCCAGGAUAUCUGCGUUUGAACUCUAAUGAAGUAUCUCAGGAAACUGUUAAGGGCAAGGAUGAUUGGGAAAUGAUUACUUCAAAACCUAACAUAUCGUUUGAUGAGCCUUUUUUUUCUUGUAGUAGCUCAGAAAGUUCGCCUAAGAUGAAACGGAAGAAUCGUUUUAAAUUAUUUAUCAAAGAACGGGCUAAAAGUUUUGAACAUUUAUUGGUAAAACCACUAAAAACAGAGAGUGAAGCUAAACAUUUAUCAGGGGAACAAAAUAAGGAUGUUUUUAUUGCUAAAAGAACUUGUAGACUGUUAAAUAUUGCCGAUGCCGGAACAUAUCCUAUUGCUGACUUUUCUGUCUUGCCGUCAAAAAUUGAAAAGAGCUUACACUUGGUUCAUAAAAGUAUUCACGUUGAUCUCCCCGAGGGUUUUAUGAGCAUGUAUUCGCGUUCAACUCCUAAACGCAGUCUAUUUGAAGCUGAUACUUCCAAAUGUGCCUAUAAAACACUACCGAAGAAUUUUAAAAAAAAAUAUGACCUUGGUUAG
Dimorphilus gyrociliatus is the source of this 5928-nucleotide messenger RNA. NCBI's taxonomy places the organism in Eukaryota, Metazoa, Annelida, Polychaeta, Dinophilidae. The record is from the annotation of a GenBank genome assembly.